Molecule: messenger RNA, 2993 nt
Organism: Meleagris gallopavo (turkey)
Lineage: Eukaryota; Metazoa; Chordata; Aves; Galliformes; Phasianidae
Product: amine oxidase [copper-containing] 3-like
Biological process (GO): amine metabolic process
Cellular component (GO): plasma membrane
Molecular function (GO): copper ion binding; quinone binding; primary methylamine oxidase activity
Source: RefSeq, a predicted model, not a curated record
UCCACGUAGAAGAUUUUAAAAACUAAAAUAAAAAGCAACUCCAAGUUUGAAAUCUUGCUGCCAGGGAGAGUUUGCAAGGAAAUACACAAGGAUAAACAAGGAAAUUUGACGAGUCGCAAAGAGGUGAAAUUCUACAGUGUGGCAACAAUUCCCAGUCUGUGAGCCUCCCUGUGGUCCCAGCCACCUUGGUCUGACUACAGGAUUGUCGUUAUUACAGGCAGCCUCAAGGAACUGGGCAGAACUGAAAAAGUAACAGUGAUGUGAAGUUUGUCUGAGUCACUGACUACAUCCCCCGUGGUUCUCUCAGGACAGCAGCUCUUGGAAGAAGGCAGAGUAGGAUGCAGUGAGUGAGAGCUGCUCUUUUUGGUCACCACUAACUUCAGAUCUCCUCCCCUCGCCUCUCCCAAUCUCUUGUACUUUCCUUGCUACUCCAUCCACUGCAGCAUAAACUGGCAGAAGCGGCAGUUAGAAGCCCUGCUCCAAAAGCGACUAGAAAAGCCUCGAAACCAGCAGCAGCCAUGAACAUGAAAACCGUGGUCGUGCUGCUCCUCCUGGCCCUGGCCACAAUCUUUGCCCUCGUCUGCGUGCUGCUGACCCGGGCACGGGCCCCCAGCGCCUGCCAGCAGCAGCCCUCGGCACAGGAGGAAGCGGACGACGGCCACAGCCGGGUCUUUGCCGACCUGACGCCCGAGGAGCUGGCACAGGUGGUGCAGUACCUGCGGGUCAGCCUCGGGGUGCCGCUGGCCGACGCAGCGCGUGCCAAACCCUCCGACAACUGCAUUGCCUCCGUGGACGUGCAGCUUCCGGCCAAGGCAGAGGUGCUGCGGUUCCUGGAUGCCGGAGGCUCGCCGCCCCGUGAGGCACUGGCUGUGCUGUACUUUGGGGCCCAGGCAGAGCCCAACGUCACCGAGUACGUGGUGGGCCCACUGCCAGCACCAACGUACCACCGGGACGUCACGGUGCAGAAGUACGGGGGGAAGGUGCCGUACCACCGCAGAGCUGUCACUGGUGUGGAGUACGCGGCCAUCAAUGAGCUCAUCCAGAAGGAGCUGAGGAAGGCACCGCGCUUCCUCGCUGCAUGCUGUGCGUCUGAUGGAACCGACCUGGCCACUAUCACCACUGCACCCCGGGGCCUCAAGUCUGGAGACCGCAGCACGUGGUUCGUCCUCUUCCAUGGCAUUGCUGGCAGUGGUUACUUCGUCCUGCCUGUGGGGCUGGAGGUGCUGGUGGAGCACGGGCCGCUCGACGUCUCCCAGUGGUACCUGCGCCAGAUCUUCUACAAUGGACGCUACUUCCCCAGCACUGCUGAGCUGGAGAAUGCAUUUAUGACCAAGUCACUGAAGGUGGUUGUGGUUCAAAAGCCCCAGGAAGACACAGUGCUGGGCUCCAUGAGACCCCUCCGCUCACCUGGUGCUCCGGGGCCGCUUCAGUUUGAGCCCCAGGGGCCGCGGUACAGCGUCAGGGACAACCGUGUCACCUACCAGGGCUGGAGCAUUGCUUUUGGCAUGAACCCCAACACUGGCCCACGGCUCUUCGACAUCCGUUUCCGCGGGGAAAGAAUAAUCUAUGAGAUGAGCCUGCAGGAGGCCUUAGCUCUGUAUGGCUCCAACUGCCCUGGGGGUAUGUCCACACGCUACCUCGAUGGCAGCUUUGGCAUUGGCAGAUUUGCCUACGAGCUGGUCCGGGGUGUUGACUGUCCCUACAUGGCCACCUAUGUGGAUCGGCACUACCUGUCCGAGUCAGAUGUCCCCAGAACCAACCAGAAUUCGCUCUGCAUUUUUGAGCACGACACUUCCCUUCCUCUGCGGCGGCACUUCUCUGACACACAUUCCUUGUACUAUGGAGGGCUGCGGAAGAACACCCUGGUCAUUCGUGCCAUCUCCACACUCAUUAACUAUGACUACGUCUGGGACUUCAUGUUCUACAGCAAUGGGGCUGUGGAGGUCCGGGUCCAUGCCACCGGCUACAUCAGUUCCUCCUUCCUCCAUGACCAGGGCACCAACUAUGGCAACAAAGUUGGGCCACACACACUGGGGACGAUGCACCUGCACCACAUUCACUACAAGGUGGACCUGGACAUUGAUGGGCAGCUGAACUCACUGGAGUCCCACGACAUGGGGUACCAGACGGUGAGCAUCCCCUGGAGCCCAGAGAACACCCUCCAGCAGCCGUUCCUCCGCCGGGAGAGGCUGGAGAGAGAGAAUGAGGCAGCGUUCCCCCUCAACGCCUCUCUGCCCCGCUACCUCUCCUUCACUGGCCCGAAGCCCAACCGCUGGGGACACCUUCGCAGCUACCGAGUGCAGGUUGUCAGCUUCCCUGGGGAGCACCUGCCCACCAGCAGCCCCAUGGAGAAAGCCAUCAGCUGGGGCAGGUACAAGCUGGCUGUCACCAGGAGGAAGGAGGAGGAACCCACCAGCACCAGUGUCUACAACCAGAAUGACCCUUGGACACCCACCGUCACUUUUGCUGACUUCAUCAAUGAUGAAACCAUCGCUAACGAGGACCUAGUCGCGUGGAUUUCUGUGGGGUUCCUUCAUGUUCCUCAUGCUGAGGACAUUCCCAACACUGUGACUGUGGGGAACAGUGUCGGCUUUUUCCUGAGGCCCUACAACUACUUUGACGAGGACCCCUCGCUAUACUCGCCUGACGGCAUCUAUUUCAGCAGCAAGCAGGGCAUAGGGGCAUGUGGAGCCAACCCCCUUGCCUGCCUGCCCGCAGCCACCUGUGCCCCACGCCUGUCACCCUUCCAGUACGGCGGCUUCGUCAACGUCAGCCUGGGCUCCCCACUUGGAUCCUGUUUGGGGAGAGGCCAUACUGGUGGGUGCAUGAAACUGAUUAUUACAGCAACACCUCUGCGCCGGCCAUCCAGCAGUUCCCACUCACCUGCGAGACCGGCCCUGGGAGCCCCUCCGGCCAUGCCAUGGGUGCAGCAGGAGUGUACUACGUCAUGGUGACCGCCCUGCUUUCCAUCGCCAUGGGCAAGAAGCAGUCAA